This is a messenger RNA of Drechmeria coniospora, 690 nucleotides long. RefSeq lists its product as uncharacterized. The transcript has a single exon. The record is from RefSeq and is a predicted model, not a curated record. Bases 1 to 690 code for a protein of 229 amino acids. Lineage: Eukaryota; Fungi; Ascomycota; Sordariomycetes; Hypocreales; Ophiocordycipitaceae.
AUGCUCAGCCAUGCCACCGUCCUCGCCGGCAUUGUCGCCGCCUUCGGAACCCUCUCCGCCGCCGAGAGCUUCACCGGGCGUUCGCUGGCGCACCGAAUGCCAAACUCCAAGAUGGGCGAUGCCUGCCACCCUGACCCCGAUGCGUCCUUGACCCUAGGGGGCAGCAGCAUUAUUCCCGCCUGCUUUGCUGAGCAAAAGAUUUCGGACAAAUGCGAACGCGACACGGGCGCGCUGGCGGACUUGAACAACGCCUCCAAGAUGAACGCAUAUCGGGACUGCCUCUUCGGCGCCGGCAGCACCUACCGGAAAGACCGCGAAGCCUGCCUUGCUUGCAAGGUCGAAAACAAAAUCCACACUGCUGCACAGGACCAGUUCUGGAUGGACAUUUACAAGAAGUCUGACGCAAUGUUCCAGAGCGCCAAUCCCUUGAACAAGGGCCAUUGGGAAAUAACUCUGGGAUUCAUUGGUGACUGGUCUACGUACCCUAAGCCAAACGCACAGCCGAAGGCCGGAUACUGUGCCAGCAAGGGCCGCUCUUCUGCACCACAGAACGUUGGCAGCUACAGCCUCGCUCGCCGAUCGAAGAGAUCCGACGAGCAGGCUUCGGCUUCCCCCGCAUGGAAGCUUACUGUUCAGGAGGCCUUUGAUGCCAACGGCGCCGUCAUUGCCGCCUCGGCUGAGUGGCACUAA